This is a messenger RNA of Hyposmocoma kahamanoa, 5427 nucleotides long. Its product is annotated as Down syndrome cell adhesion molecule-like protein Dscam2. The record is from RefSeq and is a predicted model, not a curated record. The transcript is spliced from 34 exons. NCBI's taxonomy places the organism in Eukaryota, Metazoa, Arthropoda, Insecta, Lepidoptera, Cosmopterigidae. Gene Ontology annotation, cellular component: axon; plasma membrane. Gene Ontology annotation, molecular function: cell-cell adhesion mediator activity. Gene Ontology annotation, biological process: dendrite self-avoidance; homophilic cell-cell adhesion; axon guidance. Bases 1 to 5328 code for a protein of 1775 amino acids.
AUGACAGAAAGAGAUAUUGUCAUCUACGUAAAGAGUCAUCUACGUCGCGAUAGAACAAAGCUGGUAAUAUCAUGGAUGCUCAUUACCGUGGCGGUGGUACAAGUUACGGGAUCGAGCGACAAGCGGCCCCAUUUCACCGUGGAGCCACCGUCUCGUAUCCUGUGGCCUGCAACGCGUGGCGCUUACGCCAUCUGCCACGCCACUGGCCAUCCACCGCCAGACAUACACUGGGUUACCGCUGAAGGACAGAUUAUGACCACUAUACCUGGGUUAAGACACGUGUUAAGCGAUGGUCGGCUGGUAGUGGGCGCGCGGCGCUCCCUGCUGGACGCGGGUACAGGCAGUAGCGGCGCUGUACUUCGGUGUAGAGCUUCCAACCGUGCUGGAACGGUACUCUCUAGGCCUGUCUUGCUGCAGCCAGUGGAAGACAAUGUUCUCUCGCACACUGCACGCCAGUUAACUCCUGCCAAAGUAGGAGGCUACGUUGUACUGCGCUGCGAGAUGUCUCCCCAAAUCGGUCUCGGCGAGGUAACGUGGUUGCAAGACGGGCUGCCUUUACCUUCAGGAUAUUUAGGCCCUGAUACUCGUUGGAUAUCUGGAGCAAGUGGUUUGCUGCUUGGCACAGAUUUAUCACAAACCGAUAUACAAGCGGAGUAUUCUUGUCUAGCUCUCGAUAUUCCAAGCUCUUCUUUGCGGCUCACGACUGAUGAUAGCAGUUGGUUAGAAAACAUUGAGUUAAAUUCAAUCGAAGCUCGGGCUGGUGAUGCUGUGAUACUACCUUGUAUUUUGAGACAUAUGACAGGACAUAGUGUGACUUGGCAGCGCCAAGAGCCAGGUGGAACAUGGGUGUCAGCAGGUGAAGGGACAGUGCGCAGUGGAACAUUAGUACUAGCAAACGUUCGGCCGCAUCAUACUGGCCGGUAUGCCUGCUCUGUGGGCGCAGAGUCCUCGCCGAGAGUGCUAACUCGAUUAGUCGUCUAUGAGCCUUUGACAGUUGCCGUGACGCCAAAUCCAUUGAUGAUUGGAACGGGUGGAUCGGGCCAUUUAAACUGCUCAGUUCAAGGAGGUCGAGGAGGCGGACUUACUCUAAGUUGGCAACACGAAGGCCGGCCACUUCAUGCGCCCCAAUCUCGGUUGACACUGGGUCCAAUUCGGAACCAUCAUGGAGGCCUUUAUCAAUGUACUGUCCACGAUCAUUCAGAAUCCGCCGUCGCUGGAUCUGAACUACUUAUCGCUGACAGGCCGCCAAGACUGGUGGCCACUUUCAGUGAGGCUGUGACAAGAGUGGGUCAAAACAUUGGAUUACGAUGUGCAGCAACUGGAGUGCCUUCACCUCGAAUUUAUUGGACUUUAGACGAUAGACCUUUGCCGUCAGCACCGGAAAAGUACAGUAUAAAUACGAGGGCGGAAACAUUACCAGGUAGUGAGGAAGGAACGAUAGUGUCAACUCUCAGCGUAAACAUCAGGUCACCAGAAGAAGGUGGCCGUUACGGAUGCAACGCAACAAAUUCUCGUGGAUCACAAGCUCAUUAUGCAAGACUGAACGUUAUCGGACAACCGAAUAUAAGAUAUUUGCCGCCAAUUCACGUUAAAGCAGACAAUGACGUAGUUGUGUAUUGUCCAUAUUAUGGAUAUCCUAUAAAAGAAGUAAUUUGGAAGCGUGAUGAUGGAUCUAUUAUUGAAGCUUCUACGGAAUCUAGUGAUGAACGUGGCAUGCUCAGAUUAGCAUCAAUCAGAAGUUCAGUUUCGGGUUCCUACUCUUGUGAAGUCCAUGCUGAAAGUGGGGAGUUGGCAAAGAGGACCGUUCGUAUCGAAGUGCAUAAACCCCCUAAGAUAAUGCCAUUCCAAUUUCCUGAGGAGCUUGAAGUCGGAGGCAGUACGCAAGCAACUUGUAGUUUGGUUUCCGGGGAUAAACCAAUACAAUUUAUUUGGCAUAAAGAUAAUUUGCCGAUACCCUCGAUUUUAAAGGUGGAGCAAAAGAGCAUGGACUUCUUUUCUUUAUUGAUUAUCCAAGACUUAACAGCUGCUCAUACGGGGGAAUACACUUGUAAAGCUACAAAUGAUUAUGGCUCUGUCAGCCACAGCGCUCAUUUAAUGGUCAAAGAGGCACCUACAUGGGUGUGGCGUGCUCAAAACACUUCAGUGUCGGCAGGAGCUGCUUUACUUCUUCCUUGCUCAGCUAAAGGGCAACCUUCACCAAGGAUAUCUUGGGAAUAUUCUUCCGAUAAUGAAAACUGGCGUCACAUUCUUUGGAGUCAAUCAGAAACAAUAGAUGCUAGUGGUGGUUCCAUACUCUCUGAUGGAACUGUGUGGUUGAAAGCCGCAACGCCAGAACAUGAAGGAUGGUAUCGAUGCACCGCUAGAGUCCAACAUUCCUAUCUUCAUCACAUUUUUUAUCUUGACGUAAGAGAACCUCCAAAGUUGACCAGAGGAGGAGGCGGUGGAGAAACACGAUGGGUAGUCAGAGGUUCUGCAGCUCGUCUUACUUGCACUGUACGUGGAGAGCCUGAGAUUCACAUUCACUGGACACAUGAUUCCAGGCCGUUAGCUUUACACGGCGGAGGUGCAGUAGAGACAAGGGACAUAAACAACGGAGCUUUAACGUCAGAGAUAACUAUAGCGCACGCGGGCCCUGAACAUGCGGGCGAGUAUCGGUGCCUUGCAAGGAACCUCUAUGGCAGUGAUGAGUUGCUAUAUAGACUGUUUGUUAAAGAACGUCCAAACGUACCUGAAGAAGUCCGCGUAUCUGAAGUCUGGUCGCGCAGGGCUCGAGUCACUUGGAGGAUAGCGAGAGGUGCUCUUGUCUCCCACUACUCUCUCCAGUAUCGUGCACUCACUCGCGAACUCUCAAACGUUCCGCUCGACGCACCGCUGCCCGCUCUGCUUGAUACCUGGGACACACCUGAAGUCGUCAACUUAACAUUGGCUAAUUCGGAUUUGCUACAUGUUGCGUCGGAAGGACCGGGUCGGGCAGGCGCCUCUGUGUCCGGUCUGGCACCCGACACGCGGUACGCACUUCGCCUGGCCUCCUUUAACGACGUCGGUGGCUCUCCAUACACCUCGCCACUACACUUUACCACUCGGGAAGAAGCCCCGGGUGGCGCGCCGCGGGACGUCUCCGUGCGAGCACUCAGGCCUCGCGAGCUGCACGUGUCAUGGCAGGCUCCGCCUAGGGAAACUUGGCAUGGGACAUUACUAGGGUAUACGAUCAGAUGGUGGGAGGUGUCAGAGGAGGGGAAAGGGUCUAAUGAGCGACCAGGGUCCGAAAGUGGGGCAAGUGCAGACGCUACCAGUACCACAAUCAGAGGUCUGAAGGCAGCAACGCGAUACGGAGUGACAGUACGAGCCUACAAUGCUGCUGGUACAGGGCCUCUUUCACCGCCACAUUUUCGACAUACCUUGGAGUCACCGCCAACCGGAGGUCCUGAAGGUCUGACGUGCACAUCGAGUGGACCAACGUCGUUGAGGUUAUCCUGGCAUCCGCCAGCUCUCGAUGCUCGAGGAGGUCUCAUUACUCAUUAUACAUUGCAAUAUACUAGAAGAGAUGCUGAUCCUUUACAGCCUAGCCAAGAUGCCUAUAUACGUGUACAGGGUGAAGAGACGACUUUGUCACGGUUAACUUCGUAUGCUGAAUACGAAAUAAGAGUACGAGCCCAUAAUGCCGCUGGUGAUGGCCCUUUGACCGCUGCUCAAGUGUGCAGAACCGAUGAAGAUGUGCCAAGCGCUCCUGGUGGUAUGAAAUUGAUUGCUUUAAGCGAACGCUCUUUGAGAGCAUCUUGGUUGCCUCCGCCAGAACCUAACGGAAGACUGACACAUUAUAACUUAUAUGUUAAGGAUCUGUCUGGAUCACAAGAACCAAAUGUAACAAGAGUGAACACGUGUUCAGAAGCAGAUGGUGGUACAGUAGAAUGCAUGAAAUCAUUAAGAGGUCUUCGUGCUGGCAGAACUUACGAAGCAUGGGUUAGAGCAUCCACUGCUGUAGGAGAAGGUCCACCUUCAGUUGCAGUUGCAUGUCAGACUAGCUCUUUGGCUCCGGCGCGUAUCUCCUCGUUUGGUGGCGUCAUAGUUGGAGCUGCAGGAGGAUCUUUAUCACUGCGAUGUGUAGUAGGAGGAGCACCACCACCAGCUAAAAGAUGGCUGCGUGGUGGAAAUCCUUUACAUCCUCGACCUCCAUUUCAUUUAGACGGUGAUGCUUUGCUACUAAGAGGUCUAGAACUAGCUCAUACAGAUAAUUACACUUGCGUAGUUGAAAAUCCUCACGGUUCCGACUCUGCUACUUGGCGAGUUGUGGUUCUUCGGCCACCUUCGCCUCCGGGUUUAGCAUUACUAGAAGCGAGACCUCGAGAAUUAGAAUUGGAGUUAAGGCCUACCCCAAGGACGCCUGGUCAUGCCCUUCCCAAGACCUAUAGUUUACAUUGGCGGCUAACUGCUCAAGAUGGAGAAUGGAGGACACAGGCAGCAAAUCCUGGUACAGUAACCUUAUCGGGUUUGCGAUGUGGAUCAGCGUAUAGAGUUUACGGUUCUGCUGGAGGACCUCCAGGCUCUGAGAUUGCUGUGAGAACGUCUGGAGGACCUCCCACCGCACCUCCAGAUUCUAGAUGGAUACAGGCAAACACAACUCAUGCAAAAUUUGAUACAAGUGUGUGGGGAGAUGGGGGAUGUGGACCCGUGGCUUUAAAGCUCGAGUGGGCUGGUUCAGGUGCUGCUGGUGCUAGAGAUAUACCUGUUGGGGGAGAAGUUAUAAUGGGUGGAUUGACACCAGGGUCAAGAUAUCGUGUAGCAGUUCGUGCGUCGAACGAAGCGGGUUGGACGCGGGAAGUGUAUGAAUUCAUAACGACGCCAUCGGAAGGCGGGUAUGCGGAAGAGGUGGACGCUCCAUUCCCAGCAACGGCCGGAGAAUUGGCGUUGCUGCUGGCUCUGUGUGCUGCUUUGUCUUUGGCAGCACUCACUAUUUUAGCUAUUUUAUUGCGGCGAAAAAGAAGCGACGACGCGGUGGGUCGAGUGAUGACCAGUGCGGAGAAGCCCGGCUGCGGAACUUACAGGGCGCCACCGCAUCAAGCACCGAAGCUGCCCCCUGACCCACCAGAUGUUUACGAGAUAAGCCCGUAUGCUACUUUUGCGGGUGGCCCGGGUGCGACGAAUGGGUCGCGUGCGUAUACGCUGCAACUGCGUGCGCUCGCCCGACAAGACGACGACGCUGCACCGCCAUCGCACCCGCCUUGCUGCGAUGAAGAAACGUGCGUAGAUGCCAUGGAUGGGCAGCGCAGGCGAAGGCGGCGACGACAUUACUGCCCCGAUCAUGGUUGUUCACAAGACUCAGGAAGUUGAGAAACAAAACUGCCAAAUGUUUUAGUAAAAAAUAUCUAGUCUGUGUAAUUUAGUAAAUUCGGUUAAAACUAAAAUUAUUAUAAUUAUUAAUAUGUAUAC